This is a messenger RNA of Trametes versicolor FP-101664 SS1, 1518 nucleotides long. RefSeq lists its product as uncharacterized. The record is from RefSeq and is a predicted model, not a curated record. Bases 1 to 1518 code for a protein of 505 amino acids. The transcript is spliced from 2 exons. NCBI's taxonomy places the organism in Eukaryota, Fungi, Basidiomycota, Agaricomycetes, Polyporales, Polyporaceae.
AUGGGCUUCGUUAUAUUUGUUGCUCAGAACAUGAAAGCACUGAACAUUGACAUCUUGCUGGUCAUCGCGAUCUUCUGCGACCAGUCAACGCUAUGCAUGCUGACCGGGACAUGCAAAACUCUCUAUCGCACCGCAGCUCGGUACGCCCUCAGCGAAAGAGCGGUCUCCCUCGACUCCGACCGAGCGGUAGAGCUCUUCCUUCGGUUCAUGCGCCCACAAAAUGGAGAACGCUGGAAACUACUCCAAACACUCACGAUCCAAACAAAGCUCCUGGGAAGGCCGGACAUUGCCAAAGCGCUCGCCUCCUCCAUUCGACAGGCGACGAACCUCGAGGACCUCGAGCUCGUACCCGCCGAAGUAAUUUUAGGCUCCCAUCCCGAUCUUGGUCCUGCGUUUGCCUCCCUUCCGAAAGUCAAGUACGUGGGGAUAGCUGGAGCCAAUGGGCUUACCUGCCGAAUGUUCGAGGAAAUGCGCUGGCCGCUCGAGACUGCCAUUAUAGAGCGAACGUCCAUCGAUACCUCAUGGGAGGAGAGUGACUGGGACGAUAACGAGGCGAUACACCCCGUUGAACUGUGCAAAAACGCUUGCGAUACCCUGAAAAGUCUCGACCUCGACCGCUGGCUUGUCUGGGAUUUCCGUUCUCCGAGCGUGCCAGUAUACCCGAAGUUGGACUCGCUCACAGUCACCGGCUGCUACUGCCCCCCUACCGCUCCUUGGGCGACAGCUUUCCCCAACCUUUCAUACCUGGAGGUAUCGACGAUCGAGCAUGCAUGCUCGGAUUUCUCAGAGGAGAAUCUCGAGGCGCACCUGGACACACAGGAGGAGAACCGAGAAGAACACUUAUCGCGGGGCACCUGGAACGAGCUGGCGAUGUUCAAGGGCGCCGCGUUGGACCUGUACCUUGUCGGGAUACCAUGCCCCAUACGACAUCUAGAGCUCGGUAUAUCCAGGAAGGAGCUACGCUUCCUCGCUGCUGCUCUCUCGGAUGCACGCCCGACGACGCUCGAUCUCGACAUCUCAACAACAAUGUUCACGGGAGGCGACAACAGCUGGUUGCUCAAACAUCUGCGGAAUCCUUCUCUGAGCACAGUCCGGGUACUCAUUCUCAGAAUUUGGCUUCACAUGCCCAGCACCGCUGAUAUCCCAGAUUUCCUCACCUGCCUCGGUGGCGCUCUCCCAUCGCUACGCCUCGAGUCCCUCUCCUUGCAUAUCAGACUUGAAAACUAUUCCGCCGGCCUCUACCUCACUGAGUGCUCGUCGGACGAAGACUCCGCCGGCGACAGGACAAAACGUCCUGCUCGGGCCCGAAGCCCAACAACCCCCCCAUGCGCCACGGAGGUCUACAUGAGCACGCUGGACGUGUACGCGUUGGCGCAUCGGUUUCGCCAGGCGUCGGAAUCUCUUCAGAACGUGAACGUGAACGUUGAGUUUUGGAGGAGCUCCGAUUACGAAGACAAGCACAUCCGGAUGACCAGGUCGGAUAUCUGCGCGAGCGCGUCCAACUGUGCUUCGUUUUGA